Messenger RNA from Nicotiana tabacum (common tobacco), 802 nucleotides. RefSeq lists its product as uncharacterized. NCBI's taxonomy places the organism in Eukaryota, Viridiplantae, Streptophyta, Magnoliopsida, Solanales, Solanaceae. The record is from RefSeq and is a predicted model, not a curated record.
ACAAGUUGUUCCCUUCUAUGUACAGAUUCUUCAAAAGCUUUGAACCAACUUUUUUGCUUAAACUAUGGCAUGAGGCUGAGGAUCCAUUAUUGAGUAAAGAAGAUAUCAUCAAGAAUGCUCCGGAAGGCAUUCCCAUGGACCAAUGGGCAUUGUAUGUUAACUAUCGUUCAAAAGAGGAAACAAAGGCGCUUUGCUUGAGAAAUCAACGGAUUCGAGGACAACAAACACUUCCCCAUACUAGUGGUGCUAUGAGUUUGGAUAGAAGAAGGGAUUUGAUGAAGAAAAUGGGGAAAGAAGUUGAUCGAGGUAAAGUGUGGACUGAGACUCAUAAGAGGAAAGAUGGGAGUUAUGUGAAUGAUCAAGCUAGGGAGAUUGGGGAAAGAAUUGAAGAAAUUCGAAGACAGAGACCAGAAACUCUGGCAGAAAUUUCACUAAAUGAUGCGCUUGGUGUAGUCUUCGGUCCCGAGCACCCUGGCCGUAUUCGAGGCUUAGGCAUGGGUGCAGUUCCAACUGUAGUAUUCAAGCAAAUAUCACGCCGAGGUGGUUGUUCUUAUAUGGGCUCAUCUAGCGCUAGUGCUCCACCUCCACAAUGGGUGCAAGAGAUGGCAAAUAUGAGAUCACAAUUAAAUGCGCUAACUAGCUUAUUUCAAAUGAAAAUAGGAAUUAUCCCGAGGAGUUUGCUCACUUAUUUCCGACUCCUCCAUAGGUACAAGUAUUUAUUUUUUCUUUGUUUGCCCAUUCAAUUUGACAAUAUGUUUAAAGUUAGAUUGGAAUCUAUUAUCAGAUAAUUUUGUUUAUUAUG